UCCUCCUAACCGGCCAUCAACCGACAUCUCUCAUCCCAUCUCAUCUCAUCUCUCCUCUCUCUCUCUCGUCUCCUCUCACUCACUCACAAACAACCUCUUAACCCUCCUCAGUCAUCACCCCAUCUCCUCUUUCCUCUUGAUUCUCGCUCUCCACCACCCCCAUCCUCCCCUAACCAUGAUCACUAGGUCUAUCGCUCGCCGCCCACUCGCAACCGCCCGCGGUCUAAUCGCCGUCUCGGCCCGAUCCCUGCACGCCACCACUCCCAUCCUCGACGAUAAAGACAAGCCAGUCGCCACCGAAGCAGAGAAGGCCGCCACCAAGGGCUUCCUCGGCUCACUCUUCUACGGCUCGGAGCAUGCUCGUGCCGAGGGCGAUAUUCAGCUCUUGGAGAAGAAGCAGCACUCCAAGACCGUAGGCCGCGGAAAGUACGUUCACGAGAAGAUCACCCACGCCGUCAUCCCGGGGCACCGCGAUGCGUACCUUGAAGCCGCCGAGGCUUACUUCACCACCUUGGCCAAGGAAAGCUACAAUCUAGGCAACGUCAAGCUGUGCGGCAGCUGGGAAACCAUCGUUGGUGCUGUGGGCAACUUCACGCACAUUCUGGAGCACGAGGGCUACAAGGGCUACGAUGAGACCCGCCUGCUGGUGUCGAAGAAUGAGACCCUCCAGAAGCACCUCAACGCCAUGCUUCCGCACAUUCAGACGCGUCAGCACCAGCUCAUGUCCGAAUUUGUCUUCCUCCCAAUGUCGCCACCUCGCGACAGUGGGUAUCCCGACGGCGGCGUGUUCGAAAUGCGCACAUACCAGCUGCAGCCCGGCAAGCUGCUCGAGUGGGAAUCGGCAUGGAGACGUGGCGUUGAGGCUCGGUUGCGAUUCGUGCAGCCCGUCGGCGGCUUCUUUGGUCAGGUUGGCCAGCUGCACGAGGUUCACCACAUCUGGCAAUACCCUGACAUGGCAACCCGUCAAAGCGCUCGUGGUAAGGCGUGGACCAUUGGCGGGUGGGCCGAUACGGUCCAGCAGACGUCGCGCCUCACCCAGACGAUGAAGACGACAAUCAUGGUACCGACUUCGUGGAGCCCGCUGCGCUAAAGGGGGCGAUUUCUAUUCCCCGCAUUACAGGCAUUCCCCAGGGCCCCAGGCUGUGUUUUUGUGCGAACGUCGACUUGUGACUUGGUACUACUGAAUGAAUCUAUGGACUACAG
Molecule: messenger RNA, 1203 nt
Organism: Cutaneotrichosporon oleaginosum
Lineage: Eukaryota; Fungi; Basidiomycota; Tremellomycetes; Trichosporonales; Trichosporonaceae
Cellular component (GO): mitochondrion
Source: RefSeq, a predicted model, not a curated record